GGUGCAAUUUAAAAUGCAAAUGCAAAGCAUAUAAAAAUCAACAUUGAAAUAUUUACUUCAUUAUUUAUAUUUAAUUAAAAUUAUUACUUACAAUUGGUAACCUUUUUUCACAAAUAAAUAAUGGAUAAUCAGAAAAGUGAUAAUCCUCCUGCAAGCACCAAUACCAUUUCUAUUCCUAUCACACAAGAACUCCAUGCAAACCCAGAGGAAGACGAGACAUCUAUAACUUCUAGAGAAAUAUGUGCUCAAAGAUUAGAUUUACCUGAAACUCAAACCGAUACUAUGGUACCAAGAAUCAAACUUGAGAACGAAGAAUCGUUAUUCAAUGCUGGAACAUCGUCAAUACCUCCAGUACUAAUUAAACGAUUAGAAGCUCCAAUAACUAAUCAACCGUUACGAAUAUCGUCUUUACCCUCUCCUAUGUCCUUAAACAUGCCUUUAUCGAACGCACCACUGCCAUUAUUCUUGCAAGCAUUAGCUAAAUUAAACGAGAGCUCCUUAAGUUUAGUUAUGGCUGACAAAAGGAUCAAUAAUCCACAACUUUGGUUCAAUACCAGGAACUAUUCAGAAAUUACUCCCCCAGAUUCACUGAUAAGUGCUCCCCCAUCCUACUCGUUUGUAUUAAGACAAAUGGCAGUACGAAGAAGGCCUAGAUUGAUGGGAACUUUUAUUCCUUCUCCAUCAUACAUUCAGCACACCCCGCCGCCUAAUUAUGCAACGGCGUUUGAUAUUUACGUUGAUAAUCCUUUACCACCUCCUCCAGCGAGAGUUUAUAACUUUGGUUUUACACCAAUGGCUAUUGUUUGCCCUGAGUGUGGUUACACGGGGAUGACUGUAGUGGCAAGCAAAAUAACCCUUUGCACUCACUUAUGCGCUUGCAUACUAUGUUUGCUAUGCUGCUGGAUAUGUGCCCCAUUACCAUAUUUGUUAAGAUCCUGUAAAGACGUCUACCAUUAUUGUAGAAAUUGUCGGAACUUCUUGGGAAUGUAUUGCCCGACUAACCCAGAAAGCGCUUAUCCAUAAACAACUUUGGUAAGAGGUUUUUAGAAAAGGAGGAGAAAAAUAGCGAGCAAAC
This is a messenger RNA of Maniola jurtina (meadow brown), 1075 nucleotides long. RefSeq lists its product as uncharacterized. The transcript has a single exon. The coding region runs from base 121 to 1023 and encodes 300 amino acids. The record is from RefSeq and is a predicted model, not a curated record. NCBI's taxonomy places the organism in Eukaryota, Metazoa, Arthropoda, Insecta, Lepidoptera, Nymphalidae. Gene Ontology annotation, molecular function: zinc ion binding.